AUGGCUACUCCUUUGAAAGUGCUCUGGUUCAAGGCACAUGGAGCACAUGCACACCCAUGUCUGGAAGAACUUUCAGUUACAAGGGUGCUGUUGUCAGGACUGAUUGGUGUUGUCUCAUGGAAAAGGCCUCUCUCACUUGUGAUAACCUUUUUCAUGCUAUUGUCUGCUGUGUGUGUAAUGCUUAACUUGGCUGGUUCCAUCCUCUCGUGUCAGAAUGCUCAACUGGUAAGCUCCCUGGAAGGCUGUCAGUUGAUUAAAUUUGACAGUGAUGGUGUCUGUGUUUGCUGUGAAAUGCCACACCAAACAUCGGGCUGCAGCAACCUUGGAGAAACGCUGAAAUUGAACCCACUGCAGGAGUGUAAUGUUGUGAGGCUGACCCUAAAGGAUCUGUUGUUCAGUGUGUGCGCUCUCAAUAUCAUCUCCACAAUAGUCUGUGCGUUGGCAACUGCAAUGUGCUGCAUGCAGAUGGUUUCUUCUGAUGUUCUGCAAAUGUUUCUGCCACAGAGAUCACAUUCCACCAACCCAGACUGUAUGACUCCCCAUGGAACUAUUCUACAUCAGACCCUGGACUUUGACGAGUUCAUACCUCCAAUACCACCACCACCCUACUAUCCACCUGAAUAUACUUGCGCACCUGUGAUGGAAGCACAGAGAGGUCUCCAUUUGGACUUUCCUCAUUCCCCCUUCAGUGCUUUAUAUGAAGUCACCAUUAACAGCCCAGGAAUGCUAUAUCCAACGGAGCUGCCCCCUCCUUAUGAAGCAGUGAUUGGACAGGCCCCUGCUAGUCAGGUCACCGAUGCAACUCAACAAGUGACCGAGUCCAGUGUGGGUGAGAGAAACACAACAGCCGGCUUUAGCACACAAGCGUCUGUUGACAGUACCUCCCUGCUGGCCUCUGAGAUUGCGGAUCUUCCAGAUCAUAGAUACUCGUCAGAGGAUCUUUAUUCUCUGGAAGUUCAGGGGUCUCUUCAUUCCACAGACUUUUCUCCGUCCAGUACAACCCACCGCGGUGCCACAAACAAAAGCUGCGCCAGUUUGGAUCACAGCAUUCGCUCUGGGUUUCGCAGGACUAGCUCACAAUAUUCUCCUGAUGAGGAUGGCAGUUCCCACAGCAGAGCCUCUGUGGACAGGUUUCAAGGCCAGGAAUAUGAGAACUAUGGUCCUGUCAGAACCUCAGUCUGCUCCGCAGAGAAUUUCAGCCCAUCAGAAAGAGAAUCCCAGAGCUCUGUGAAAGAAAACAGAGCCACGCCACCCCUGAAACAAAUGAAAAUAUGUUGUGGGGUCUUUAACCAGCCCGCUGCCGUACACUCUCAGUCCUCGCCCUGUUCCAUGCCUGCAACUACUUCAUCACACUGUGGCUGCUCUGAGAGAACUGCCCAGCCGCAUUGCGUUAGGAAAUACAGAAUUCCAAACAUAGUCCGAUCUACUAGUGACCCUGUAGCAUGUUCAUCCAGCACAGAAGUUCCCGUUUCUAGUUCUCAUGUGGCUGCCUCUGCUUGCCAGGAUUCUGUAAGCCGUUUGCUACCCACUGGAAAACAAAGAGAGACAAGGAAAACUGACCUACAUUUAAAGCCAAAGGCCUGCAACACAAUCUCCAAAGAGCGACCACACUCUUUAGUAGACAUUAAGGCCUAUAAAGACACAAAAAUUUUGGUGGCUAAAUUUUUGGAACAUUCAAACUGUAAUCUCCCUCCAGAAGUGCGGCACGUGGUGAACAGCAUAAGAUCUGUAAUCAAAUCUGAUGAGAGACACAUGGAAGAAGCCAUCUUCAGUGCCAACAUUAUAGACCAGGUAAUUACAAGUUCCCGGCAGAAUGUGAACACCUCUAGAAAGCGACUUCAAGAAGAUCUUCACCUUCAGAGUUGUGGUGCUCUCAGUUCUCCAGUUGCCUUCUUACGCAGGUCCCACAUCUCUCGCAGGUUAGAGCGGGACAGGCCACACAGUUUGAUUGGAGUUUGUCGGGAGACCAUCCUUUGACAACAGCUUACAGGUGUGUUAGGAAAAGAUGAUUCCAGCAAAGAGAAGACUCCAGCAGAGAAAUGCAAAUGAUGGAUGGCUUAGACAGGAAAAAGGGUGUCGUCAUUCUGGAAUUACACUUUUUAAAGCAACACCCAGCUUUUUCUGAAUGUAAAUUUAAGCCCUGCAAUUUUGCAAAAUUUAUAGGGUUAUUAUUAAACUUGUAAAAACGUUUUCCCAGAUAUACAUUGAUUUGAACGUAUCAACGGAGAUGCUGCAGCCCUGUAGCAUUUCCUGAAAACUAUCACCAAGAGACCUUUUGUACAACUUACAAGUUGCAUUUAUUUAAUGUACCUCAAUGAAUUUUAACGAUCAUCAGUGUUUUAAUAAAAAGUAUUUCUGGACUUUGCUUCCGCAAAAACGGAUUUGGAUAGAAAUACAAACAUUCGCUCUUAUUACAGGAGCAUAGUUGCUUUCACUGGUCCCUUUGUUGCCAUAGCUAAGUGUACGUAGGUUUCAAGAUGCUAAGCUAAUUGUCUUCUGCUAGAGCUGUUUUUUUUCCUCAAAUGUCUCGUGCCCUUUUACAUUCUAGUAAAGGCUGCACAAUGGUUUAUUUUUUGCUUUGUUCUGAAUGCUCAUGAGUUUGGUUUGGGAGAUGCCAUUUUAAAUUGAGGUCUAAAUUCACUAGAAACGAUGUUCUACAAUUGCACCAUAGACAAAGCCAUUGUGCUGCUGGAACUGCUUAAAAGCUGGCUUCCAUAACCUUUCAUGUACAACCACUGAGCUGAAUCCAGACAGGGCUACCAAGGGGCAGGGGUAGGGAGUACAAAAGGCUCUCCCACCUUGUUUGAGAGGUCCCCCAAAAUGAAGAGGGCAGCUAAGCCAAAUUUGAGUGAGUGGCGUUAUAGCUUGGAACACAGGGUUAUGGAGCCACUCAGAUUUGGUACCCAAUAUUGGUAGUAUGGGCGGUGACUCCCCCAUCAUGGCUAGCCCAGAUCCUACUGCUACCAGGGUUAUCUGGCAGGUCUGAAACUGUGCAGAUUUAGGAAUAGGGUAGGAGGAUAUUUUCCCACCAGUGGAGGGGCCACAGCUCCCCUUACUCUGUGGGGAGAGCAGCCAUGGAUCCUCACCGACCAUCUCUCAUUCCUUCUCUUCAAACUUUCGUUUUCAUGGUAAGUUUGGAGGGGGGUGAGGGGACUCAGUUUCAGAUUUUGCUCUGGGCCCCAAAAACCUCUUUAAAACUCUGAAUCUACAUAGAUUUUUAGCAUCCAUUUGUUAGCUUGAAGAAGAAUUUUUCUACUAAAAUUGUCUUCUAGUAGUUCUGCACUACAAAACCUCAACCAUACCAACAGCAGACACUGCCUGCCAGGUCUUUGAGAACAAAGCAGUACAAAUUACAAGUCAGCAGAGAUAGGAAAGUGCAUGAACAGUGUUAGGAAAAGAACAGCGCUCACAUAAGGAAUCCAGUCUAAUGUGCAAAACUUUAACUUUUAUAAACACAUCUCUGGCAUUUAAUUGCUUGCCUGUUUCCAUUUGUGUCACUCUAAACUUGGCAUACAAUCUGUGAAAAGGUUGCAAAGAUGCGUAGCUAGAGAUGGGUAGCUUUAGUUCAGAAUGUAUGUUUGUCAAUCAUCAACACCACUAUGUGUUAAGUUGAUGCUGCUUCAGCUACACUGGUGUGAAGCUACAGUGACAUCCAGUGGCAACAAGGUAGGGUAACAUAAGCAUCCAUUUACCAUGAAUUCCACAGAUACACCACCUACUAUAAUUUGACUUCAAGGCAGCAGGCGGAGUCCAACUAUUUGAUUCUUUGCAACUGCACUUAGAUGAAGAAUUAAAUGGGGAUAUUUCUAGUAAGAUUUUUGAAUUCUUUCUAACAGAAUGAACAAGAUAAGCAAGUUGUCUUUAUUACUCCAGAUUUAUUAGUGAUACUAGGGUUAAUUCUUUCCUAAGGUCAGUUGCAUGCAACAUAUAUGUUACUCCUUAAAAUACAGUAAUCCUAAUGCUUUAGUUACUGCAUGGUAAGGCUUCUAAAGUCACAGUGUAUUUGCUUCAAGGCCUUGCCCUCCUUCCUCACGCCCCACCCCCCCAAAAAUCAAGACAGUUACAUUAAUGAACAAUUUCUCAUCAUGAAUACAACUUUACUACUACUUAGUUAAUCUAUACACAUUCUAAUACUGCUGAUGGUGCUAGUUCCUCUUCUUUCACCAGAAAUAAACAUUCAGAACAAUGCCUCAGGAACAAGAAUGUUUUUAUAAAAGACUAAGUAUGUCUCUCAAAUUUUUGAGCUAGUGUAAAUCAAAAGAUAAUAAAUAUUACACAAACUGUGGAACAAAUUUAAGUAUCAGAGAAGUAGUUGUGUUAAACCAUGAAAAUUAAAAAUAAAUGUAAAUAAAUAUUUUAAAAUUUGUGGCAUUUAUUCUUUAUUUAGCAUAAGAAACACUUUCCUGUUCUUGUGUUAUACACUUAUAUUCACAUUUUGCAUACUUACCAUUAUGACAAAUGUAACGUAAUUACACCAAGUACUACAACUGUUUUACUUUACAUUAGAAUCUAACAGCACACAUUCCUAAUCACUGAAAUUUUAAAAUGCCAUCUGCCCUGGAUCAGCUUUCAAAUUAUGCAUUACCCUGUGGUGGACCAUUACAUGGGGCUUGGAUUUUUUUUUUUUUUUAAUGUGAGGCUGCUGUUUCAUUAUCUUUGCAGUAAAUUUUCUGCUGACUCAUUCUCACAUCAUCAAGUAUGACAGACAUAUGUUGUACACCAUGCCACAUGAAGAUUACAAAUAAAUAUGUUAAAGUUUCAAUGAGAAAAGAGUUUAGAAGAUGUUGCAAAAUACUAUGUCUUACAAAGAUUUUAUAUCAGUGAUUAUUGUCCUUGAUAAAGAUGGUCAUCACUUUUUGGCAAGGAAGAGAAAAGGAAGAGAUGCUUGGCCAUUCAAUUUGAAGAGUCUUCAGGUCCUAUUUCAAAGCCUUUCAUU
Pelodiscus sinensis (Chinese soft-shelled turtle) is the source of this 4936-nucleotide messenger RNA. NCBI's taxonomy places the organism in Eukaryota, Metazoa, Chordata, Testudines, Trionychidae. The record is from RefSeq and is a predicted model, not a curated record.